UCAUGAAUCGUGAUUACCCUUUAACAACAAUAACAAAAUGACAACAAGCAUUUUAUAAGCAGACCGAGUGUCGACUCGACUACUCGAGUGAGUGACUGUCGACCGACUUCAGAUUUGAAGUGAACCAAGUGCCUCCUCUGUGUAGCGACUGGCAAGUUUAUAGUAAUCGGCAAUCGCUAAUCACAAUAAUAUUUCAUUACCGAAUAAUAAUACUAUAGACAGUAAACUGUGAAUAAUAUUGUAUGCGGUCUUUCGUUUACGGCCUUUACGACCUUUUGUAGCAGUAUUAUCCGCGUGUCGUACAGGCACAUUGUUUACAAAAUAUGGCAAAUAACCAAGAAGCAAUGCAAGUAUGUUCCUUGCCUUUACCGCCUGUGCAAUAUUUCCAAAAUUAUUCAGACGAAAACAUUAGACGAGGUCGAGCUUCUAAGCCUCCACCAAUAAUUCAAGAAACAUACACAAUGUUUGGAAACCCUUAUAAUGCUGAAGAUAGUAUAAUAAGACCUUUAGAAAGUCAGGGUUUUAAACGCCUUUACCCUCAACAUUUUGAUAGACGACGUGAAUUACGUAAACUUAAUCAUUCAUUAUUGGUUAAUUUUCUUGAUUUGCUGGAUCUACUAAUCCAAUGCCCCGACUCUCCUAGACGAGCUGAAAAAGUUGAUGAUAUAAGUCUACUGUUUAUACACAUACAUCAUUUAUUAAACGAGUUUCGUCCUCACCAAGCACGAGAAACUGUUCGUGUCAUGUUGGACUUGCAGAGGAGGCAAAGAAAUGAAACCACAAUACGAUUGCAAAAACACAUAGACAAAGUUAGCUUUAUUUUACAACAAACGUUAGAAAAUUUGCCGGACACAGAGCUUGAUUCUAAACUCAUGGUGGACACAUCAAAAAUUGAUCGUUUGGAACAGAAAAAUGCCGAUGAACCUAGAGUUGACAAAUGUGUACCUAAAGAUAAAUUGAUGUGUCAUCUUAUUGAUACAAUGAAUCCCAAUUAAAAAUUGGACAGUUUAUUUAUCUUUUGUUAUUGUUUUAUAUAUUUAUACUUAAAAUAUUUUAAACUAACAAUAUAUUUGUCAUUCUUUUACACUUGAAUCAUAUAUGUCCACAUGUACAUUAAGUUUGUGCUUACUAAAAUUUAAAGCAAUGAAUAAUUUAAUAUACUUUUUUUAUUGAUAAUAAUUGGUUAUUAUUUGAUAACAAUACUCUUAAAAUAUCUAAUCAUUGUUUCAUUAUGUUUAUCAACUAUAAAAUUAAUUUUUCUUAAUUAUUUAAUAAUGAAUUUAUGUAGAUUUUAGUAUUACGUGUAUUUUUUCUUAUAAAUUAAAGCAAAUACAUUUUGUCAUGGUAUGUUUUUGAAUAAUUUUUUUUGUGACUAUUGACUGGUAUUUUUUACUUUUAUUACAAUUUGUAGUUUUAUUAAAACAUUUUAAACAGUACUUGUAUCCAUCA
This is a messenger RNA of Acyrthosiphon pisum (pea aphid), 1449 nucleotides long. RefSeq names its product mediator complex subunit 7 (gene MED7). The record is from RefSeq and is a predicted model, not a curated record. Bases 324 to 995 code for a protein of 223 amino acids. Gene Ontology annotation, cellular component: core mediator complex; mediator complex. Gene Ontology annotation, molecular function: transcription coregulator activity. NCBI's taxonomy places the organism in Eukaryota, Metazoa, Arthropoda, Insecta, Hemiptera, Aphididae. The transcript is spliced from 4 exons. Gene Ontology annotation, biological process: regulation of transcription by RNA polymerase II.